This is a messenger RNA of Cylicocyclus nassatus, 935 nucleotides long. The record is from the annotation of a GenBank genome assembly. Lineage: Eukaryota; Metazoa; Nematoda; Chromadorea; Rhabditida; Strongylidae.
CACGCUGACGCGUCAGCACGUUCGCAACUCUCAUGCGUAGGCACACACCAUCGCCGUCGUCGGCCCCGGCACCGCCCCGAUCACCCGGGGGUUGGGCCAUGCGGGUAUAUAAGCGGACCGGAUCGCUUCAUUCUACGGUUUAACGCCGUUGCACGUGCUAUCUUCGCUAAUUGCAUGUGCAUUUGAUCUGCUAUUGCUUACUAUUUGUUGCGAAAACAAACGAACUUUACGACUACAACGAAGCAUGAUGAUGGAACCUUCCUCUUCUCAUUGCAUGGAAAUUGAAGCUUCUACAAGCCGUUCGAAAUGCCAGAUGGCCAAAUCUGACAUGACUCAAGUCGUCGCGCUGGCAGUAAUUAGUCGACUACACGACUGGUGCAUACAAUUGUUCUGGAUUACGAUUUUUUGUGUGCUGGGAUGUUGCGGUGACGAGAAAUCACGGACAUCUAUCCGACAACUACAUGAACGACAACAACAGCAACAAACUACCCGAAAACGUACGAACAUAGCGGAAAUUGAGCAAAAGCUCCUCCGCCACAUCACCUCUCCUCUACUAUCGAAUCUACGACCGGUGACGAAGUCGUCGAAGAAGCGUGCCGCUUCGCGACCACCUUCUCCACAACUGUUCGACAUUGUGGAAGAAUGCGAGGAAUAAAAACCCCAUCACUCAUAUCCCCGACCUUCGCUCGUAUCUCCUAUACCGAUCGACUCCCUUCCCCAUAGGUGCCUUUUUUUCCGCGACAAAUAUGUCGCAACUUCGCCGAUGAAAUACGUGUACGAUGCAGCACUCGCUUGCUGUGCCGACCUUUGUAAUAUCUGAAGCUCUUUAACUAUUUAUUAUUAUGAUUGUUAUAUAUACUGCUGAUUGUUGCGUGAUAUCUUUCUUAUACCAUAGAUAUCUGAUUUCAAAUCUGGUCUAUUCUGUGAAUAGUCAU